AACGACUAGCUAUUGGUCAAAAUAUCAACGUUUUGUCUGAGGUGUCUUUAUAAGUUGGCUGAUGUUAACUCGAGUUUAUUCGACUGUGCACUGGGCUGAAGGAAGAAACUGGUUAGAAUUCCUCUGCAAGAAAGCGAUUUCAACAAAGCGAAGACCAGAUUCGGAAUGGCAGGUAUGUUGUGAAUAUAUGGUACAUUUAUUCCUCUGUUUAUUUGUUGGUAUAUUACAUGUUCUGGUAUCAAUCUGUGUGGUCAUUUCAACAGCUUUAACCAGACAACUUUACGGCUAGGAGGAUAGACUGUAUUUGUAGAGGAAGUAUAAACUUCGCGAACGUGGUCUAGCCCAACCUAAAUGAGUAAUGCACAAUUUACAGUCAGACCAUAUAGCUUUCGUCCGCUUACACCAUACAAUUCACGACGUUCAGCAAUAUAUCUUUCUCGUGGUAACUUCGUAUGCAAUCACGUCGUUGUGUUUUUAAGUUAAUUCCGCGAUUGUGCAAUUUAAAUUUUAGCUACCAUGCAGUUACACGCUGUUGUUUUCGUCCUUGAUUACACAAGUACAAACUCGCUCAGUCGCUUUUUAUACGUUCCUAUAUGUAAUAAUGUAAAGCCAGGUGAGACAAGGCGUUCAAAAACAAGCGGCGCCAUGGCUGUUUCGCCGCUGAAAUUUCCUUGCUGGGGUAAUGGGAUUAAAACGGUUUGUGCAUGAAGCCGUGUUGUGUAAAGUGAAUCUGUGAGGGUUUGGGCGUUUCUAUCUUUUGGUUCAUGAACUGUUUGUGAUAUAUUUUUCACGAUUAAUGCCUUGAAAAUGACAUCAUUUUACGCUUGAACGUAUACAAAACUAUAAAGUUUAAAAUGCUAACUUUGCUGCUACCCGCAACCGAAGUGAACGCUUCAGCAUCUGCUAAAGCUAAUUUAUUGACAAAGAAAUAGUAAAUUAUGAUGAAGCAUUAAAUAAUUUAUCUUCUUUUGAUGCAGAUGUAAAAGCAGAACUUCAAUCUCGAGUCGCGAAACUGGGAGAAUGUUUCGUGGAUAAGAAACCAGAAGAGAUCAUUAAUUUCUACACGGACGACUGUCGAGUUUUGCCUCCAGGUGCACCAGCCGUGCAAGGAAAAGAAGGUAAACAAGUCUAUAAUUUUGUAAUGAACUGUUCGUUGUAGAUUGAUAGGAAAUGUGUGGACGGGGCCUUAUGCCUGUUCUUUUCUGUGAUCACAUGCAGAAGGAAUUUUGCAAAGGUAAAUUCUAUACGUUUUGAAGGAUUUAUAAGACAUAUUUGAGGAAACUGACUUCGCGUUAAUCAAUGAAUCGGUUCCCUCAAACAUCUCGUACAAAUCCUUCAAAACUUAGAAUUUACCUAUGCAAAAUUCCUACUGUGAUCACAGAAACUUUGAUAGUGUAAACUAGGAUUUAAGUGUAUUUUAUCUGUUCGGGAGUUCGACUCCAUUUGACGUGUUGGUGGACAUCACGAUUGUAUCUGUCACCAAAUUCAAGACCCACAACUUCUGAAGACCUACAACUUCUGAUAAAAUCAAAUGUUAAAUAUAACAAAGAAUUAAAGAAUUAACAUUUUCUGACUCUGAUAACAAUAUUGACUUUGAUCACAAUUUUUGUAUAAACAAUAUUGAAUACUUGCCCCAAGAUCUUAGAGCUCAGAAACCAGCCGAUUAUGCAACAGCAGCGAAUCUAUGUUUUCUAACGAUUUUCAAUUUUAGCAUUAAAGGCGUUCUUCGGUGCCAUGAUGAAAUUUGUUGAGAAAGUGGACAAGGUUGAGAACAAUGUUCUCGAAAUCAUAUCCAUGGAUGGCGAUCUGGCCACAUCGAUGAAUACAGACACUACUUAUGACGCUGAUGGAAAAAUUGUGGUUACAAACAAGUAAGACCCAACCGCAAUCUAGUUGUUCUUCGUAAUAAGUGCUUUGCCAUUAAAAUUUAAUAUUUUCAUUCCUUGCUAUGAUAAAGCCGUUUUAUUAAGCCUCAGCCCUGAUAAAUGAAAGUCUCGAAAUCUCGUCUCAAGUCUACUCUAUAUAAUAGAGUGAGCUUAAAGCCCUAAUGACUAAUCAAGGUCACAAACUUAAAAUAUCCAAUACAGAAUACAAAAAUUUGUUUAUACCCAAUUUUAUACAACUUUCAGGUAACCGUCGCUCUCUCCUCCGCAAAGGCUUUAGUUUCCCUUUGCCGUCUGCGCUCCUUCGCCCAGCGGCUACGCUCGUGUUCCAAGAUCCGCCAUGUAAAGUGUAGUGAAAUGUAUCUCAUCGUAAUAUUAAAUCCUAAGAAAACUAAAGCCUCUGCGGAGGAGAGAGUAACCGUCGCAUGUAAUGCCUAUUAAGUAAUAUCAUUGAACAUCUAGAGUAUACCAUACGCCACAGCCUAUCGAAGAGAAGAUUGCUGUGAAACUCCUUAGAAUAACAAUAAAACUCGUUAUCUAUGUUAGUCAACGUUUAUUCAUAAAUAUGGUCCUUCACCGUCACGUGCGUAUUGUAUUUUGUCAAAUCCGCCAAUAGCAAUAUUUCGACCAAUUUCCCUAUUGUUCGAGUCGUGGAUAGGUAACUUUGCUAAAACAUUGCUAUUGGUUAAUUGGGCAAAAAUAGUUAAAAUACAAUACACACGUGACGGUGAAGGACCAGAUUUAUGAAUAAACGUUGACUAACAUAGAUAAUGAGUUGUGUUGUUGUUCUAAUAAGUUUCACAGCAAUCUUCCCUUCUCAAUAGGCUAUGAUUAUACAGAAGCAUAGAAUGGAACAAAGGAACUAACUUUAGAAUUAUCUAGAUGAGUGAAUAACUUUGAUCUUAUACAAAACUAAAACUAUACUGCUUAGUUAUCUUUGUUCAAUUAAUCUAUUCUGUGUCUUUAAACUAGAACAAUAGUAACUAGGCAUGUGAGUUAUAUGAAGUUGUUUAUUGGGCAGCAACGAUGUAAACAAUGUUAUCCCACUAUUAACUGAAUUGUUCCAGGUCUCUGACAGUUUGGAAGAAAGUGGACGGACUUUGGCAAAUUCAUUGGACCGCUUGGAACGGGGAUAAAGCCGCACCCACUCCAGCAUAGCAAAGAAGUCUUCUGCAAGUCGAUGAAAGUCUGUAUAGUAUAGUGUAUAACUGUAGUUUUUUGUUGUAAUGCCUACGUGCUCAGCAUAUUAAAUAAUAAAUAUAAUAGCUCGUCCGCA
This is a messenger RNA of Paramuricea clavata, 3159 nucleotides long. The record is from the annotation of a GenBank genome assembly. NCBI's taxonomy places the organism in Eukaryota, Metazoa, Cnidaria, Anthozoa, Malacalcyonacea, Plexauridae.